UGUGCUUUUUGUGUGUCCUCAGACUAUUCAGACGUUCCUGCUAUGUAUAAACAGAGACAGGCUCGCUAGAGCUUUAUUCCAGCUCGCUAUAUGCUGUGGCUCCUUGGACGCCCCUCAGGACCUGGUAGCUAAAGAAAAACCACAGAAAAAGGCAGAAGCAAAGAAAAGUAUAGAAGAAAGCCACAGAGAUGCUUCCUACUGAAGCUGAAGUGAAGAGCUAUUUUCAAGAGUGCGUCACUAAUUUCAAGAUCACACCUACUCUGGCCCACCUUCGCACGCUGGAAAAGAGGAUCGCAGAGAAGUUCAGGUUCAAAGACUUCAGCCAGCUGCAGCAAGGAACCUUCCUCGAUUUCAUUGUCAGCAACAAAAAGGUCCUGCAGGAGGCAGCAGGGAGCGCCGUCUCCAUCGACAGCCAGGAUCCUGGAGUGAACGGCUUCAGACCGUGCAGACAGGACGUGUUUGAGUUCAUCAAGCAGUGCGGGGAGGGAGAUGACGGCAGACUGGCGUUCAUUGAAGCCUCUCUGAGGAAUCAUUACCGGAUCAGGGACAGUCGAGAGCUCGGGCACGGACCCCUCGGUUUUCUUGUCAAUUGCACCCGGAAGCAAAAGGAGCUGAGCGGAGAUGCUGUCACUAGUGUAGUACGCUACGAGUGUCCUCUGCUGCCCGUGGGUUCAGGGGAGUGUGUGCUUGGUUCUGUGGGUUUGCUGGGUGAGGUGAGCUGUGAUCAGGCGCGGGCGAGUUUGCUGUCGGCUCCUCUGCUGCAGGAUCUGGAGGACUGGAGUCAGUGGGAGCUGGUGUUUCAGCCCAACCACGGCCCUCUCAAGGACUUCAUCGACAAGUACUGUGGUGCGUCACUUCACUAGAAGCAUGUUUCGUAAAGAAAUUCUAAUACAAACGGUGCUCUGGGGGUGUUCGUUGCUCUUAUAACACACCGUGAUGGGGUUCAUUUUCACUGGGUGAUGUUGCCUA
Puntigrus tetrazona (Sumatra barb) is the source of this 969-nucleotide messenger RNA. RefSeq lists its product as uncharacterized. The transcript is spliced from 5 exons. The record is from RefSeq and is a predicted model, not a curated record. The coding region runs from base 189 to 863 and encodes 224 amino acids. Lineage: Eukaryota; Metazoa; Chordata; Actinopteri; Cypriniformes; Cyprinidae.